AUGCCCCUACCCUUUGAGCAGUUUCAAGGGAAGGGGGUGUUAGAUUUCUCUUCUUCAACUUCAGAUUCACAGCCACCGCAAAAUCAACAUCUCCACCACCACCACAAUCAGCAGCAGCAGCAGCAAAAGUGGAACCAAAACAGCAACAAAGAGAAUUGCUAUGUGGGCAGCACUGAGCCCACCUCUGUUCUCGACACCAGAAGAAGCCCAAGCCCUCCCACAUCCUCUUCAACACUGUCUUCUUCUCUCGGCGGCGGCGGCGGCGGCGGAGCCAGCGGCGGCGGUGGUGGCGGCAGCGGCUCUACAGAUACAACCACCUGCUUGGGCACUACUGCAGCGGCGGUGUACGAAAACCUAUCUCAAACACCAUUAGAAGAAUCAAAAUGUGGGCCGGCGCUUGGAAUGGAGGACUGGGAGAGUGUCUUGUCUGAUUCUCCGGGUCAAGAGCAGUCCAUUCUGAGGUUGAUUAUGAGUGAUAUUGAAGACCCUUCUCUUGGAUUGAACAAGCUGUUGCAGAGUGGAAGCGGUUCUGAUCAGCAAGAUUUGGAAUUCAGUGCAGGGUUUCAUGAUGUGGUGGAUCAAGGAGGCUAUGAUGGCUUUGAACCCAAUACUGGGAAUUUGGUGAGCAACAUUAAUGUUGAUCCUUCUCUACAUGCAACAUCUGGUUCUGAUUUUGCUUUCAAUAAUAGUAGCCCAAAUGUUCAGAGCACCAAUGUGAGGCUUGGGUCAUCAUCUUCACCAAGCCCCAUGUUCUCUGCUUCAAUGAACAACCCUUUCCCUGCUUCACUUUCUCCUGGCAUGUUUCAGCAGCAGCAACAACACAUGGGUAUGGAUGAGAAGCCUCAAAUUUUCAAUCCCCAGAUGGUGAUGAACCAAAACCAAGCCCAAUUCACUCAAAACCCAGCUAUGUUUAUGCCUUUGACAUAUACCCAAUUGCAAGAGCACCACCUUCUUUCACCACCACCACCACCCAAAAGGCUUAAUUCUGGUGGCUUUGGACCCAAUUACCCGGUCCAAAGAGCACCGUUUUCGAAUCACGGACAAGAGCUAUUGGUUCGGGCACAGCAGCAGCAUCAGCAGCAGCAGCAGCAGCUUCAAUUUCUUCCACAGCAUCUCCAACAACAGAGGCCAACAAUGUUGGUGAAGGAGAAUAUGUUGAGCCCAGCAGAGGGAACUAAAGAAAUGAUGAACCAGAACCAGCAGCAGCUUCAGCAAGCAGCAAUUGACCAGCUUUUCAAUGCAGCAGAGCUGAUCGAAACAGGAAAUCCGGCACUCGCGCAAGGGAUAUUGGCGCGGCUCAAUCACCAGCUCUCUCCCACUGGUAAGCCUUUUCAAAGGGCUGCUUUUUAUUUCAAGGAGGCCUUACAAUUGCUCCUUCACAUCAACACCUCCAGUAACUCUUCUAAUGCUUUGUCACCUUUUAGCCUAAUUUUCAAGAUUGGUGCUUAUAAAUCAUUCUCUGAAAUCUCACCUGUUCUCCAAUUUGCCAACUUUACUUGUAACCAAGCCAUCCUUGAAGCUGUGGAAGGCUUCAACCGUGUCCAUGUUAUUGAUUUUGAUAUUGGCUAUGGUGGGCAAUGGGCUUCUUUUAUGCAAGAAGUUGCCUUGAGAAAUUGUGGGGCACCUUCUUUUAAGAUCACUGCAUUUAUAUCCUCCUCCACGCAUGAUGAAUUUGAGAUUGGUUUCACUCGAGAAAACCUCAAACACUUUGCUAGUGAACUUAACUUGUCAUUCGAACUCGAACUUGUAAGCCUCGAGGCGUUGAACUCUGGUUCUUGGGGAUUGCCCCUUCAUGUCUCUGAGGGUGUGGCAGUUGCUGUUAAUCUCCCAAUUGGUUCCUUUUCAAAUAACCCGUCAUCACUUACUAUGGCCCUACGCUUUGUUAAGCAGCUUUCUCCAAAAAUUGUGGUCUCUUUGGACAGAGGCAGUGACCGGACCGAUGUUCCAUUUGCCCACCAAGUCAUCCAAGCCCUUCACUCUUACUCCGGCCUGCUUGAAUCACUAGAUGCUGUAAAUGUAAACCCAGAUGCCCUGCAGAAUAUUGAGAAGUACUUGCUCCAACCAGGCAUUGAAAAGAUUGUAACCGGCCGCCACCUUUCGCCUAAAAGAACACCUCCAUGGAGGGCUCUGUUUUCGUCAUCUGGGUUCUCCCCAUUGACAUUCAGUAAUUUCACCGAGUCUCAAGCCGAGUGCUUAGUGCAGCGGACUCCAGUUGGGGGUUUCCACAUCGAGAAGAGACAGUCUUCGCUUGUUCUCUGCUGGCAGCGCAAGGAUCUCAUCUCAGUCUCGGUUUGGAGGUGCUGA
Prunus armeniaca (apricot) is the source of this 2304-nucleotide messenger RNA. The record is from the annotation of a GenBank genome assembly. Lineage: Eukaryota; Viridiplantae; Streptophyta; Magnoliopsida; Rosales; Rosaceae.